Molecule: messenger RNA, 1912 nt
Organism: Saccoglossus kowalevskii
Lineage: Eukaryota; Metazoa; Hemichordata; Enteropneusta; Harrimaniidae
Product: neuronal acetylcholine receptor subunit alpha-2-like
Biological process (GO): monoatomic ion transmembrane transport
Cellular component (GO): postsynaptic membrane
Molecular function (GO): transmembrane signaling receptor activity; acetylcholine-gated monoatomic cation-selective channel activity
Source: RefSeq, a predicted model, not a curated record
GACGGAAUAGCAGAGGAGAAAAAGCCUCGUGUGGGCGAUUUGAAAAGCAUCAUAUAAUAUUACAUAUCUACUCAGAAGCAUUCAGUUCCUGCAACACGACGCGCGACAGAGAGACAACGUUGUGUGUAAUUAUAUAUACCUCGAAGUAUAAUCACGUUUCCUGAAAUCACUCCUUAGUCCUGAGAUGUGUAUUUUAUAAACGGAUGGGUCCAGAUUGCCUCUUCGUGACUGUUCCAUGGUUAUUGUAUCUGCGUGUGAGUUAUCCAGUCGCUUACGUGUUCGUAUAAACAGAGAAUCGAUCCAGACUAGCGCAGCACCGAUUUACGGUACCUCGUCGUUGCAGCUGGUAAAGCGUUAAGUAUUAACGAUGCAGUGGGUGAAGUCAACAUCCCCAUUGUCCUCGAGGCGAUUGCUGAUUCUCCUCAGUGGCUUGGUGAUGUUUGCGUCAUGUGGCUGCCUUGCGUCGGAAGCCGAGAUGCACCUGCGCGAAAUGCUCUUCCGGGGAUAUAACAAAUUAUCACUUCCGGUGUCAAAUGUCAGUGAAAUCCUGAAUAUCACCUUCGGGCUUGCUAUCUCACAGAUUAUAGAUGUGAAUGAAAAAAGCCAGGUUAUGACAACAAAAGUAUGGCUCAGGCAUUCGUGGGACGAUAACCACUUGGAAUGGGAUCCAAACUUAUAUGAUGGCAUUUCCAGCAUCCGGGUACCUGCUCAAAUUCUGUGGAUUCCUGAUAUAUUAAUCUACAACAACGCCGAUGGUGGGUACGAUGUUAAAAACAUGGCGAUGGCAAACGUGUUCAGUAAUGGCACAGUACAGUGGGUGCCACCGGCUAUAUACAAAAGUUCGUGUCGUAUAAACGUGGAGUAUUUCCCGUUCGACGAGCAGGUGUGUCUGCUGAAGUUCGGAUCAUGGACAUAUGAUGGCACAGUGGUGGAUUUAGUACCGGAGGGGGAGCUUGCCACACAAAGGGAUUAUUGGGUGAGCGGCGAGUGGGAGAUCGUGAAAUCGCCUGGAAAGAGAAGCGCUGUAAAGUAUCCGUGUUGCGAAGAGAUUUUCAUCGACAUCACUUACUCUUUCAACAUCAGGAGGAAACCUUUAUUCUACGUUGCUAAUCUGUUACUUCCCUGUGCGCUCAUCUCAUUCUGUAGUGUUCUGGUGUUUUAUUUACCGUCCGAUUGCGGCGAAAAGAUGUCCCUUUGUACUUCGGUGCUUGUGUCGCUGUCGGUGUUUCUGCUCUUGAUAACAAAACUCAUCCCAGCGAACGCAAACACAAUGCCUUUAAUAACAAAAUACCUAUUGUUCACUAUGGUACUUGUGACGUCAUCUAUUGUUAUGGCCGUGUUUGUUUUGAAUAUUCAUCACCGAUCGCCGACGACGCAUGUUAUGCCCGUGUGGGUUCGUAAAGUGUUUAUAGACACGUUGCCAAAAAUACUUUGUAUGAAGAGACCAGAUAAUUAUAAUUUCCGAUAUCGGAACGUCGGUAUCACCCUAACAAAAGACGCUCUGCGGAAUCGAAAGAUUGAUUCGGACAGAAUUGUUGUGGAGAAUCCGAGUCGGAGCAAUUUCACAGUGCGCAUGCGUUCCCAGGGUGAUGGGCUCAUGGUUCAUAGUGGAGAGGAAAGAGUGGGACACGCAAUUCCGCUUUCCAAGUAUCUACCCUCUUCAGUUUCAGAUGCGGAUACCAGCGACGCCCUCAACGUCGACAAAGCAAUACAAGAGAUCAUGUAUAUUACCAGUACAUAUGCUAAUGAAGAAGACUAUCUAAAGCAACGGGAAGAUUGGAAAUACGUGGCUAUGGUAAUUGACCGUAUAUUUCUUUGGGUCUUCUGUUGUGUAUGUACUUUUGGAACAAUAGGAAUUUUGAUGCAAGCACCUUUGGCAUCGACUUUCUUUAAGGAGCAAUUCUUCGGUUGA